Funneliformis geosporum is the source of this 2176-nucleotide messenger RNA. NCBI's taxonomy places the organism in Eukaryota, Fungi, Glomeromycota, Glomeromycetes, Glomerales, Glomeraceae. The record is from the annotation of a GenBank genome assembly.
CAUGAAAAACAACAAAAUUAGAAAGAAAAAGGUUGAGUUGUCGAGCACGUUACAACUGUGGUUGGAACCUCGUAUUAAACCUAUCUUCCAGAAUAAUAUAAACGUCGAAAUACCUUGGAAUGAAAUAAUAAGGGACAUGCUAAAGGACAUUUGCAUAAGGAUUUUGUCCUCAAUCCCAUUGUUCGCCUUUGCAUGUGCGAUUAAUAGGUUGUCCCAGAUCAAUGAUAAAGACCGGAUAUUUUUGAUUGAAAGAUUACUCAACAUCACUCCACAUCCUGAUGUGAUUUCUGGUGAAAGGACAAAUCAUUUGAAAAAAUAUUUGAUUUCAAUUCUUUUGCCAAUAGAGACUUUUUCAAGAAUUAAAUUUAAACCACACUUUAUGGAUGUGGCAAAUGUUGUUUUGCAACGAUCUAAUAAGGAUUGGACUGACACCCGCGAAACGAUUUCCUCAUUUCUUAAGGAUUGUACUGCAAACUACAAUUCCGAAAAAAAGGUUUAUGUUGUAUAUCCACAUUUAUCUGACAUCUCUAGAAGAGUAAUUUUAGAAGAGGAGCAAAAAUACUGUAUAGAAAUUUUCAUCAAAUCUGUACAGGACUUUUCUUUUUCAUUGGGUUAUAGAUUCAAAGAUUUAAUUGAAACUUAUGUAACUCCUCAAGAUCAGAAUAAUGUUCAAAAGCUUAUGAGUGAUUUCUUUCCAAGCGGAUUUCAUACAGAUAAUAAUAAAAAACCUCGACCUCGAUGGCAUAAUCAACAAUAUAUGAUAUUUUUAGCUUUGCAAAGGGCUCCAGAUAAUACAUUAUCACGUGGUGAUUUAAUUGAAGCUGCUAUUUCCUUGGAUGAAAAAUGUAGUGUUGAAACAGGCUUGCAACGAUGUUUUACUGGUCAAACGCCGAGAAAUUCCGCUAGCUCUUGUUUGACAACAAAUGCAGACAAAUAUUUUAGAAUAUUUAAAAAAGACUCAAAGCAACAUACCAUCUUCUAUAAACUCUCAUUUAUUCCGAACGAUCGUGAUGAUGCAAUCCGUCGUUAUAGUCAAUGGAUGCAAGGCAUAAUCGAACAUGAUUGGGUACUGUGUUUUGGAAAAUCAAAGAAAUCAAGGACUGGUCAAACUUUAACUAAUAACGGAAAUGUGAUUAUGCUUACAGUUGGUGCGGGCAAUCCUGUCCAUGUGCGAUGUCGUCGAUGUAUAGAAAAAUCAUGUGAUGCAAAAUUACCAGCUUGCGGUAGGUGUAGGUCAAGGGGACAUUUAUGUAUUUACCCACUUAGAAUGGGUGCACAUGAAAAAAUUGAAAGGUUGAAAGCAAAACGUGAAACAACGUUGCUGUCAUAUCCGGAACAAUCCAUUGAAAUUGAUACACGUCCAGCUACAGCUACGAGAAAUAAGAAAAAGUUACAGCAACAACUAUUAGAACAAAAAAAAAGGUUGGAUUCAGAGGAUCCUGAUAUAUGUAAAGCUAAUUUACCUGAUGAAAUACUCGAUGGAUUAGACAUUUCAAAUGUCCCAAAAAGUUUAAAUGAAGUUGUUGAAGUCCGUCCUUCAACGAUUCAUAAUGCAGGUAAUGGACUAUUCGCCACACGCAACCUACCAAUGGCAACACCCCUUGGGUUUUAUUUUGGAGUCCCAAUGAUGGAAGAUGAGUUUGAUACUGUUAAGGAUCAAAUUGGUAGGGCGUCACAUUAUUCCAUGAGAUAUAAACAUACAAUUCUGGAUGCUACUGAUGAGAAUGGAGAACCAUACAAAGAUCCAAGUGGACCAAUAUUUUGUCCAUUUCAUUUUAUGAAUGAGGAUCCGUUUGGGAAUAUGGUAUUUCUGGAAGGAGGUGAAGUCAAUCAAGUUAUCUGUUGGACGAAACGAGAUAUUAGAAAGGGAGAAGAAUUGUUUGUUUAUUAUGGUGGAGAUGUAGAUCGAGAGCAUUGGGGACAAGCUGGAAAUAAUAGUGAUCAACUUGAAUGUGAAAAUGAUAGUGAAGAGGAAGUAAUUGUAUUUAGUGAUGAAGGUGGGGAUAACAUUAACGAUGUAAAUAAUCAAAUUUCGGGGAAGAAAAGGAAGUCCAAAUCAAAUAAAACUAAAAAACCGACAAUGAACAAAAAAACAAAACGAAUUGCAAUAAAUAGAAGGAGGAAAACAGGAAAUAAAGGAACAAUAGAUACACACGAUCAAAAUCAAAGUGAUUAG